UUGCAAAAAGUUUUAUGGGUUCAAUGAAUUCAAACAACUGGCUUUCCUUUCCUCUCUCACCCACUCAUUCUUCUAUACCACCGACUCUGCAUGCCUCUCAGUCCCACCAUUUCUCUCUAGGGUUACUAAAUGAUACCAUGGAUAACCCUUUCCAAAACCAAGAGUGGAAUUUGAUGAACGCUCACGGGGGCGGUGACGUUCCAAAGGUGGCAGACUUUCUCGGAGUGAGCAGCAAAUCUGAUCAGAGCCAGUCAGAUCUUGUUUCUUACAAUGAAAUCCAGGGAAACGAAAAUGAUCAUCACUACCUAUUUUCAACCAACAGUUUGGUACCACUUCCAUUGCAAGAGACAUUGGGGAACAACAGCACCCCACCUAGUUCCUAUGAAUUCCAGGAAAGUUCUAGUAAUUUGCAGUCUUUGACAUUGUCUAUGGGCAGUGGGAGCAAAGGGUUGACAAGCGAAACUGGUGUCGAAAACAGUACUAAUAGUAGUACUAAUUCUAUUGUUGAAGCUGCCCCUAGAAGGACAUUGGAUACAUUUGGGCAAAGAACUUCUAUAUAUAGAGGUGUAACUAGGCAUAGAUGGACAGGAAGGUAUGAAGCUCAUCUCUGGGAUAACAGUUGUAGAAGGGAAGGACAAUCAAGGAAAGGUCGCCAAGUCUAUUUGGGUGGGUAUGAUAAAGAAGAUAAAGCAGCUAGGGCUUAUGAUCUGGCUGCACUGAAGUACUGGGGGACAUCUACCACUACCAACUUCCCUAUCAGUAACUACGAGAAGGAAGUUGAGGAGAUGAAACACAUGACAAGGCAAGAAUUUGUGGCCUCAAUUAGAAGGAAGAGUAGUGGCUUUUCUAGGGGUGCAUCGAUGUAUCGUGGAGUUACAAGGCAUCACCAGCAUGGAAGAUGGCAAGCGAGGAUCGGAAGGGUGGCAGGGAACAAAGACCUCUACUUGGGAACCUUCAGCACGGAGGAGGAAGCCGCAGAAGCAUACGACAUAGCGGCGAUAAAGUUCCGAGGCCUAAACGCCGUCACAAACUUCGACAUGAACCGCUACGAUGUCAAGGCAAUCCUCGAAAGCAACACGUUGCCAAUCGGAGGCGGAGCCGCCAAGAGAUUGAAAGAAGCCCAAGCCAUCGAAUCGUCGCGAAAACGCGAAGAAAUGAUGGCUCUAACCACAAACUUCCAAAACUACCCCUUGCUACUUCACCAGCAGCAGGCAUAUGAGCAACCUCAGCCUUUGCUCUCUCUACAAAACCAUGAGAUUUCUCCGUACGGAAAUGACCCCGCGUUUCAGCAUAAUUACAUUCAGACCCAGCUGCAGUUGAACCAGAGUACCCAGUUCUAUAAUGGGUAUUUUCAGGGGAAUCCGAGUUUGUUUCAUGGGUUGAUGGGUGUGGGUGGAUCCUCAUCUUCGGUUAUGGAGAAUAAUGGGAGCUCAAGUGGGAGUUAUGGUGGAGGGUAUUUUGGUAACAAUGGUCUUGGAAUGGGUUUGAGCUCGAAUUCAGGUACUAGUGUUGGCGGGUCGGGUCAUGAGGAACUUGCUCUGGUUAAGGUGGAUUAUGAUAUGCCGUCGAGCGGGUAUGGAGGAUGGGCCGGGGAUUCGGGUCAGGGGCCCAAUAAUGCUAGUGUUUUUUCAAUGUGGAAUGACUGAAGAGGGAGGAGGAAAGAGAGAAAAAUUACUAGGUGGUCCUGGGGCACUGCUGCGGGAUGCCUCAAUCCCGUU
Messenger RNA from Rhododendron vialii, 1718 nucleotides. Its product is annotated as AP2-like ethylene-responsive transcription factor PLT2. Gene Ontology annotation, biological process: regulation of DNA-templated transcription. Bases 15 to 1646 code for a protein of 543 amino acids. Gene Ontology annotation, molecular function: DNA-binding transcription factor activity; DNA binding. The transcript has 9 exons. The record is from RefSeq and is a predicted model, not a curated record. NCBI's taxonomy places the organism in Eukaryota, Viridiplantae, Streptophyta, Magnoliopsida, Ericales, Ericaceae.